UUUUUUUUUUGAACCUGUUUUCUUCCAACUAGUUUUAAUAUCAAUGGCACGCUGGACAGUCCAUGGAUUACAACGUGGUGCAAAGGAAGCUGUGCAAGGAAUUCAACUUGUUAUCAAGAACCCUCAUCUACGUCAACAGAAAUUCUUACACAUUUUUCUUACAUUAACCAUCUUUUCUUUGGUUGUAUUGGGUCUCACACAUCUUCUUGUCAUCAUUCCUCUUCGUAUCAUUCGAGCCUUGUUAUUUGUCUAUGCGGGUCCUGGAGGUGAUAUUAGUAAAGUAGAAGACAUGUUGGAAACAGCACACCAAGUCAUUCUGGAUAUUGUAUCAUAUGUUCCUGUGUUGGCUCUUUUAUUUAUGCGCUAUGUUUAUCCAAAACCUCUUGACGAUUUAUUUAUGGAAAUGCUUCGUUACAUUGAUGAAAUCAACAAACAAGAACAGGUGUCAUGUUAUUCACUCCUUAUGGCCAAAAGAACAUACAAGAAAGAAUAUUGGCCCAAUAUGAAAUCAUAUAUGCAACGUACUUGGAAAAAGGUAAGGUUGGGAUUGUUGAUCUUUAUCUUGUCAUUAUUACCAGUUGUUGGUCGUUUUGUAUUUCCAGCUGCAGGAGCCUAUGCCACUCUCAAGUCACUUGGCAAGACGCAAGGUAUCGCGGUUGGUAUUUGUUUUUUCUUUUUACCUCGAUGGGCCACUAUGCAAUUGAUCCGUUCACUGAUAGGUAUGCGAACUCUGAUGCGUGAACUACUCGAUCCUUACUUUGUCCGUAUGAAUAUGUCCCACAAAGAAAAACGACGUUGGUUCAGUGGUCGCAAGGAUGUCUUGUUCGGUUUCUCUGCUAUUGCUUAUCUACUCAUCCGUGUUCCCUAUUUUGGUUUUGUGGGUUAUGGUGUUGCUCAGGCUGCCGCUGCUUAUAUGUUAACAACAGUUAUCUCCAAGGAAAAUGAUGAUCCUGCCUCGCCUUCUUCUUCUCGGGAAAAUAGUGUGGAUGAUUUGAGAGUGAACAAUGACAAGUUGGAUUAGAUUUUUUUUUUAAAUACCUUUUUAUUUUUUAUUCCUUUUAUCAUUCUUCCUAUUUAUAUAACAAAUAGAAUAGUUUUUUGUUUUAUUCAGUAAAUAGCUAUAUACAAAUGG
Halteromyces radiatus is the source of this 1132-nucleotide messenger RNA. RefSeq lists its product as uncharacterized. NCBI's taxonomy places the organism in Eukaryota, Fungi, Mucoromycota, Mucoromycetes, Mucorales, Cunninghamellaceae. The record is from RefSeq and is a predicted model, not a curated record. The transcript has a single exon. Bases 44 to 1021 code for a protein of 325 amino acids.